Malus domestica (apple) is the source of this 2279-nucleotide messenger RNA. Its product is annotated as probable methyltransferase PMT16. Gene Ontology annotation, cellular component: cytoplasm; trans-Golgi network; endosome. The record is from RefSeq and is a predicted model, not a curated record. NCBI's taxonomy places the organism in Eukaryota, Viridiplantae, Streptophyta, Magnoliopsida, Rosales, Rosaceae. Gene Ontology annotation, molecular function: methyltransferase activity.
GUAGGUCUAUUUCAAAGUCCAAACCCCAAUGUGUUGGUAAAUUAGACAAACACCACCACCCCACAUGCCGCAACGUGCAUCAUAACCUUAUUUAUCUAAGCCCUUCACUGCCUCCACCUCCCUCAAAUCUAAACCCUUUUAAAUUCCAAGGGAAGAGAAAGAAAAUCGUCAAACACUUUCCACCACCACCACCAUACAUCCAUGGCUGCCAAGGACGACCGCCUUCCGUACCACCCAACCUCCAAGCCCUCCAAACCCUCUCCAUUCAUUUGGAAAAAACCCAACGUCUACACCUUACCCGUCGUCCUCUUCCUCUGCAUCUGCUCCUACUUUUUCGGCCUCUGGCAACACGGCGGCCCCACCGCGGUCACUAAAACCGCCUCCACGCCAACCUUCAAACUCCCAUGCAAAUCCCCCAACGAAAUCCACACCACAACCACAACAACCACCGCGUCAGCCUUAGAUUUCACCUCCCACCACAGCCCCAACUUCAGCACCGCCACGUCCUCCCACGCCACCACCACCAACGUGUUCCCGCGCUGCGAUGCGAAAUACAGCGAGUACACGCCAUGCGAGGACGACAAGAGGUCGCUGAAGUUUGACCGUGACAGGCUCAUAUACAGAGAGAGGCACUGCCCCGAGAAGAGCGAGCUCCUUAAGUGCCGCAUCCCAGCACCGCACGGCUACAAAAACGUGUUCCCGUGGCCGAGAAGCCGGGAUCUGGCUUGGUACGCCAAUGCGCCGCACAAGGAGUUGACGGUGGAGAAGGCCGUGCAGAAUUGGAUCAUAUACGAAGGAGAUAGGUUUAGGUUCCCUGGGGGAGGCACCAUGUUCCCUAACGGUGCGGACGCGUACAUUGAUGAUAUUGGCAAAUUCAUCAAUCUCAAAGAUGGCUCGAUUCGGACCGCCAUUGAUACAGGCUGUGGGGUUGCGAGUUGGGGAGCGUACCUGUUGUCCCGCGACAUCCUCGCCAUGUCGUUCGCGCCGAGGGACACGCACGUGUCGCAGGUCCAGUUUGCUCUCGAGCGCGGAGUGCCCGCCCUCAUCGGAGUCAUUGCGUCGAAAAGACUUCCUUACCCUUCUCGAGCCUUUGACAUGGCCCAUUGCUCUCGCUGCCUCAUUCCCUGGGGGCAACACGAUGGGGUUUACUUAACGGAGGUGGACAGAGUUCUGAGACCGGGCGGGUACUGGAUUCUAUCGGGGCCGCCGAUCCGUUGGGCAAAAUAUUGGAAGGGUUGGGAAAGAACCAAAGAGGAUUUGAAUGAAGAGCAGACUUCCAUUGAGAAUGUAGCCAAGAGCCUCUGCUGGAAAAAGUUGGCGGAGAAGGACGACAUUGCCAUUUGGCAAAAACCCACCAACCAUUUGAGUUGCCAAAACAACCGCAAGUUCGGCAAGGCUCGCAAUUUCUGUCCCGCCAAUGAUCCUGAUACCGCCUGGUACACAAAGUUGGAGACUUGUUUAACCCCAUUGCCAGAAGUUUCAGACAAUGAAGAAGUUGCAGGAGGGAAGUUGGCAAACUGGCCACAUAGGCUCAAUGCAAUCCCACCAAGGAUUAGCAAGGGAACUGUGAAAGGUGUGACGGCUGACGUUUUUAAGCAAGAUUCGGAGCUGUGGAAGAAGAGAGUUUCGUACUAUAAAUCGGUGAAUAAUCAGCUGGGAAACCCUGGAAGGUAUAGAAAUAUUUUGGACAUGAAUGCACAGUUGGGUGGAUUUGCUGCUGCCCUAGUUGAUCUCCCUGUCUGGGUCAUGAAUGUGGUUCCGGUGGAGGUUAAGUCUAACACCCUUGGAGUCAUCUAUGAACGGGGAUUGAUCGGAACAUAUCAGAACUGGUGUGAAGCAAUGUCUACAUAUCCAAGAACUUAUGACUUCCUUCAUGCUGAUUCAGUGUUUAGCCUCUACAAAGAUAGAUGCGAAGCGGAAGACAUUUUGCUGGAGAUGGACAGAAUUCUGAGGCCGGAGGGGAGCGUGGUCAUGCGAGACGAUGUUGAUGUGCUGGUGAAGAUCAAGAGCAUCGUCGACGGAAUGGAAUGGGACAGCCAGAUUGUAGACCACGAAGACGGUCCUCUCGAGAGGGAAAAACUGCUGUUCGCCGUGAAAAAGUAUUGGACAGCUCCUGCUGCAGCUGAAGAUAAACCUUCCUCCUAGCAAUGGCGUUUUGUUUAUCUCUGUUUUGUACUUAAAACAUUCAUGAUUCUUUUUGUGAAGCAUUUGCUCCUCCAGCUGAUAGCAGCUGGAUUUUCAUUUAAUGAAAGGUUUCUAUCCAAAUCUCAAUUUUCUCA